AUGAGUAUAUACGAUAGCGUUGUUUCUCAUUUGAACAAUACAAUUGACAAGAAAGAUGCCCAUCAGGCUGAGAUUGUUCAAAAGGGCAAACGUCCAUUGAAGAUGCCAAAGAACUACGAUUUCUCUGUAAGAAACGUAGACUGGAGACAAUACAAGAAAGACUUCAUUUUGAGAACAGAUGCAGUUUGGGAGAAAUCCAAGCUUCUAGAUGUGUUCUACUCUCAUUACAAAUCCCAGUUUGUCUACGAUAAACUUAUGAAUAAAUACAUGAUCGCUAAUAUCAGACAAAUGCCACUUCCAACCAAUGAACCAGAGCACUUCGAAGACUGGAGACCUUUCAUGGGAUUCUCAGAUGUUGAUGGAUGCGUUUGGUAAUUCAAAGUUGGUCCAGCUAUCCAAAAGCCAGCUACUUUCUCUAAGUUCUUGGCUGAUAAGGAAGGAGAUGCCUGGUACUUGUGCUUCUUAAAUUUCCAAAAGUUCAUGAUGUGCAAUGAAAAAUCACCAGUCAAGAUUGAUGAGGCCAACCUCUACAACAAGGGAUUCUGGGAGUAUCCAUGCUACGAUGAAGUCCUUCAUCUUCUUGAUAUUUGCGGAGCAGAUCUCUUCGAGCCAAUGUUUGAGACAUACAAAGUCAGACUCAUGACAGGAACCUUAAAGCCUCAAAACUAUUCAAGACUCCACACCCAAAUCGAGCCAUACGGAUCUGUCUCAGACAGAAAGGUCCUCUACUAUUGA
Messenger RNA from Stylonychia lemnae, 735 nucleotides. NCBI's taxonomy places the organism in Eukaryota, Ciliophora, Spirotrichea, Sporadotrichida, Oxytrichidae. The record is from the annotation of a GenBank genome assembly.